AUGAUGAACAUUCCGUCGAGGUUCGGCCGAGCUGCGGCAGCUUACAACUCGUUUUUCGGGCAGCCGGACACCGUGAAUCUCUCUGCUCUCGGCUUGGGGCACCUAGCCCAGUUGGGCUUGGGCUUUCGAAGGACUCACAAGUGCCUGUUUGUAGUAGGGCUUGGGGCACCUAGCCCAGUUGGGCUUAGGCUUUCGAAGGACUCACAAUGGGCCAGCACCCAUUUCCCCCAGUUUCUGUCACCCGACUUGUGGCUAUUCUACGCGGCAAAGGCUUCAACAGCGGUGUGUGCAAAUCCAAAUGCGAAAAGGGCGGUCGCCGGAGUUACCAUGACCAUGAGUUCGUCGACGUCUAUGCAUCCGGUGGCCGAUAUGUGGUCGAGGUGUUUCGAAUUUACGAUUGCACGGCCAACCGAGGGCUACGCCGCCUUGCUGGCGAUGUUCCCCCGAAUUUUUGUCGGGAGACCUGACGAGCUGAGACAAGUGGUUAAAACCAUGUGCGCGGCCAUCAAGAAAUCGAUGAAGACAGCUGGCAUUGUUGUGCCUCCGUGGCGCCGCCUGGCGUAUGUGCAGUCGAAGUGGUUCGGACCGCAUGAACGAACCACUGAAGGCUCGAAUACCGGUGGUGACUCAUCGCCAGACUUCUUUGCACGGCAUGCGAAUAUGGGACAUUGUUCUAUUGCAGGGAUGACCUGGCAACGACUCUGA
Messenger RNA from Striga asiatica, 705 nucleotides. NCBI's taxonomy places the organism in Eukaryota, Viridiplantae, Streptophyta, Magnoliopsida, Lamiales, Orobanchaceae. The record is from the annotation of a GenBank genome assembly.